AUGGGCUCAGAACAACAGCCAAACGGCUCUAUGCCCUCUGGCGCCAGCGUCGCUACAGGCGCCGCCAUCCAGGCCACAAAACAAGGCACAACAUCCCAGCCCAUCACCCGCCCUCCAUCCCCAGACCCCGCUCGCAAGACCCCGCCAAUGACCAUUGUCAUCAAGCUCGGAACCUCUUCCAUUGUCGCCCCCAAGCCCCCAUUCCCGCCUCGUCUCCAGCUCCUCUCCUCCAUCGUCGAGACCGUCGUGGCACUCAAGGCUCACGGACACAAGGUCGUGCUCGUGAGCUCGGGUGCCAUUGGCGUCGGUCUUCGUCACAUGGGCCUCAAGCAGCGUGGAAAGGGUCUCAGCCGCAAGCAAGCUCUGGCAGCUAUCGGCCAAGGUCGUCUCAUUGCCCUCUGGGAUAACCUGUUCGCCCAGUUGGAUCAGCCGAUUGCGCAGAUCCUCUUGACUCGCACAGACAUUAGCGACCGCACACGAUACCUCAAUGCGCAGAACACGUUCAACGAGCUGCUGACCAUGGGUGUCGUCCCCAUCGUCAACGAAAACGACACUGUCUCGGUCUCGGAAAUCAAGUUUGGAGACAACGACACGCUGUCGGCCAUCUCGGCCUCUAUCGUGCAUGCAGACUACCUCUUCCUCCUCACCGACGUCGACUGCCUGUACACCGACAACCCGCGCGUCAACCCAGAUGCCACGGCUGUCCGUGUUGUCCGUGACAUUGCCCAUAUCAGGCAGCAAGUGUCUACGUCCACCAUGGGAACGUCACUUGGCACCGGCGGCAUGUCGACCAAGAUCAUUGCGGCCGAGCUUGCCACUGCUGCCGGCGUGACCACCGUGGUCAUGAACUCUGAAAAGGUCCGCGACAUCUUUGACAUUGUGCAGGCCGGCCCCGGCCCAUCACGGUCAGCGACCGAUGUGGCAGAGUUUGAGACCACCGGCCCCUUGUGUACGCGCUUCCUGAGGCACCAGCGUGCUUUGAAAGACCGGAAAUGGUGGGUUGCGCACGGCCUGCAUGCCGCGGGCACGGUGGUGGUCGACGAAGGAGCGUACAGGGCCAUUGGAAGGCGUGAGAGUGGCGGUCGCCUCCUUCCGGCAGGUGUGUUGCGUGUUGAGGGUCCGUUUGCGGCGCACCAGUGCGUCCGCAUCGUUGUCCGCAGGAAACGUCGUUUCCCGCCCGCGCCCCUCAUUGCCGAGCCCGUCAGUGUGGCCGUCACCCCGGCUCGCAUGUCGCCUACCCAGGCCAGGCAUGACCUGCACCAUGUGGCAGUGCAGUCGGCCGUGGCUCAGGUGCAGACCAUCUCCAUCUCGGCCGCGUCGUCCCCCGACAGUGCGCCGCAGCCUGGCACCCCGCAGAUCCAGCCCACGCUGUCGCUCUCGUCGAGCGUGGCCUCUCUCGACCCCUUGUCCCGUACCGGACCCUCCUCGCCGGCCAUGCGCGCUGCAGACCGCAACAUUACCUCGCUGGGCGACCGCAUGUCCGAGCUCGAGAAUGGCAGCGGCAAUGUGUCGGGCGAUGCGUCCAGUGCCAGUGCCGCCACACACGGUGCUGCUGUUGACGAGUGGGAGGAGGUCGAGGUCGGCAAGGGUCUUGCGCAAUACAACUCUGUCGCCAUUGACCGCAUCAAGGGAAUGAAGAGCUCCCACAUUGAGCACGUCCUCGGCUAUGUGGAGUCUGAGCACGUUGUCGAGAGCAUUGCGCUUGUUUAA
Messenger RNA from Apiotrichum porosum, 1710 nucleotides. RefSeq lists its product as uncharacterized. The record is from RefSeq and is a predicted model, not a curated record. Gene Ontology annotation, cellular component: cytosol; cytoplasm. Gene Ontology annotation, molecular function: RNA binding; glutamate 5-kinase activity; ATP binding. The transcript has 7 exons. NCBI's taxonomy places the organism in Eukaryota, Fungi, Basidiomycota, Tremellomycetes, Trichosporonales, Trichosporonaceae. The coding region runs from base 1 to 1710 and encodes 569 amino acids.